Messenger RNA from Epithele typhae, 1500 nucleotides. RefSeq names its product O-methylsterigmatocystin oxidoreductase. The transcript is spliced from 12 exons. Gene Ontology annotation, molecular function: iron ion binding; monooxygenase activity; oxidoreductase activity, acting on paired donors, with incorporation or reduction of molecular oxygen. NCBI's taxonomy places the organism in Eukaryota, Fungi, Basidiomycota, Agaricomycetes, Polyporales, Epitheliaceae. The record is from RefSeq and is a predicted model, not a curated record. Bases 1 to 1500 code for a protein of 499 amino acids.
AUGAUCCAGAGCAGCAUCUCCCUCCUCAACGUCUCGGGCGCCGCUCUGUGUAUUGCUGUUGUGGCAGGCUGCGCGUCCUUAGCGCUGCAAUGGCGCGCUCGCUCUCGCGGACUUCUUUUACCUCCCGGCCCUCUGGGGCUUCCGUUACUGGGGAAUGUGUUCAACUUCCCGACGGCUUUUUCGUGGAUCAAAUUCCAGGAGCUGAGCGCGGAGUACGGAGACGUACAGUACUUCCGAGUGCUAGGGCAGUCCAUUGUCGUGCUCAACAGUGCGACUGCUAUCUCCGAGUACCUCGAUAAGAACUCCGCAAACACCUCGGAUCGCGCGCAGAGCUUCGUUCUGAUGGUGGAGCUCACCGGAAACGGUCACAACCUCGGCUUCAUGCGGUACGGCCAGCGAUGGAGGGACCACCGCCGGGUGCUCUGGCAGUACUUCCGCGGCGACGCUGCUCGCGCGCAACAACCCACCCAACGCGCGGUCGCGCAUAUCUUCCUGGAGAAGCUUCUUACCUCACCCUCGAAGCUCGAAAAACACAUCAGAUAUGCCUUCGCUGGGUCGAUACUUCAUGUAACCUACGGUAUCGACUAUACAUCCGACGCCGGCGACAAGUACUCUGAGGCAAUGAGUACCGCGAUCGUCUCUGCCACAGAGGGCCUGGUUCCCGGCCGGUUCAUGGUUCAAUAUUCCAAUUCCUCCCUUCUCGCCCAAUGGCGUGAGGACAACCGCAAAGCCAUUGAGAUGCCGUAUGAGUAUGCGCAAGCUGAAAUGCAUCGUCAGAGGAGUGUGCAAGAGUCCAUGGUCGGACAACAUAUCGCUCAACUUGACCGGGCUGGGGGUAUCUCUCAUGACGACGAAGAGGUGCUCAAGCACGCAAGGCCCUUGCAUUCGAAGUUGGUUAAUGCUCCAGCGGGUGCCGAUACUGCUAUCAUCAUGGAGAUCAUGCGCUGGUACAAUGUCGCCCCCUUUGGUAUACCUCAUGGGCAUGUAUGCACGAUCCACAUAUGUUCCCAGCCCCUCGAAUUCCGGCCUGAGCGCUUCAUUAAAGACGGCGAGAUAGAUACGACUCUCGUCGACCCCACCGUGUUCAUUUUCGGUUUUGGGAGGAGGAUAUGCCCCGGACGUCAUUUCGCUCGCUCAGCAAUUUUCAUCACCGUUGCUUCUCUUCUUCACGGCUUCGACCUUUCAGCCCCUCUGGACGAUCGGGGUGAGCCUAUCAAGAUCCAGCCGCGCUUCACCGAUGGCUUACUGUCGUACCCGGAGGACUACCGGUGCACGAUCACCCCUCGAUCCGAUUCGCACGCAGAGCUCAUUCGCGCGAACGCCGCUGCAGCGCGGGCCGCACUCGAGGCGGUUGAAAACCCGACAUCGCGUCAUGCGUACAGCGGCGAGCGCGAGCGCGCAGCGCGGGGGCCGUCGAUCGCCGAGUGGACGGAGGAGUGGGGGGUUGGGAGCGACAGAGGGAGAGACCAACAUGCGUUUGUCGGUUUUCCGAUACAGUGA